This is a messenger RNA of Nicrophorus vespilloides, 841 nucleotides long. RefSeq lists its product as uncharacterized. Bases 11 to 778 code for a protein of 255 amino acids. The transcript is spliced from 2 exons. The record is from RefSeq and is a predicted model, not a curated record. Lineage: Eukaryota; Metazoa; Arthropoda; Insecta; Coleoptera; Silphidae.
AUCGUUCUCGAUGCAUAACCAAGAUUCUAUUGGAAGCAGCAACAUGUCAAUCAAGUUCAUUUUCGCUCUUUUGGCCGUGAUCGCCUACCAAGGCGUGUCAUGUUCACCGAUGCCAGAGGCUUCAGCUGAUGGUAUCAUGGAGCAGAUCCAGCAGGCUCUGCAGAAGCUUCGUGAGAUCCUUGAGAAGGCAUUGGCCAAUGCGCAGGUAGUGUUGCAAGAGACCAUCGAAAAGCUAAAGGAGGCGGCUUCUGAGAUUAUCGGCGAAGGUUUGGGAAAGAUCAUCGAGGCAAUUGCUAACGCCAAGUCGGAGAUUGAAAAGCUGGCCGAGGAGGCUGCGCAAGUUGGAGCUGAUAUUUCCGUUUGCCUCGAGAACGUCGAUGAAGAUUUGGAAGCAAUCCGUCAGAGGGUGUCCGAUCAGUUGAAGGACUGCGUUUCUGCUGCCGUCACCGAAGCGUCCAAUAUUGUCGAUAGCGCCAUCGCCGAUUUGCAGGAACAAGUUGGCAAUUUGAUCACCGAACUCGGAAACAGGGUUGCAGCCUGCGGCCAGGAGGAGAAACCUCUGCCCUGCCUGAUCCAAGCACUGAAGGACAUCGGUAAGCAGGCCGUCGAGUUGCCCAAGGUAAUCGCCGCGAAGGUCGUCGAAGUCGUCGGAGAGCUGCAGCAAGUCCAAGCCAAAUUGGCAGAGUGUCGUUCCACGGCCGCCAUCAACGCUGCAUCCGAGUCCGCUGCUGUGGUCGAAAAAGCUCGUGAAUGCAUCAAGAGCAAACUCCCACAAUAAUACUCUAAUCUGUUAAUAUUCCUAUUGCAAUAAAGAUAUAAAAAAUAUGAAAUAAAAAUAUAU